UCCACACCCACACGAGGAGCGUAGCUAUCGAACAUCUAUCCAACCAACGAGUUGUGUUAUAUACACAGAGAAUUCCAGAACUAUUGACUUUCGACUAUCUACUCUCGACUAAACCAACAGAAUUAAGGGCGGGCGGCCUUGACGUCCAGUGCUAAAGUCGGAACAAAAUAAAGGACAAAGAGUUCUCUCUCGGUAUCCUCACCUGGUACGCGCCUUGUCACUCACUCACUCUGUCUGCCGACUCGUACUGCGUAAGUGGUCAGGCGUCAACGGCACAGGGGCACAGCGGCACAGCGGCACAGGGUGACGAGCGGCUUGUCACGCAUCCCGUUCUAACAGCAGCAGCAGCAACAAGCCACCCCGCAUCUGCUCCUUCUCUUCCGUCUCUGAUAAGCAGCUCUUGAGUGACCAUCUCCCGCUCAUCCUACAAAAUGUCGAACCGUUCGUGGCCACAGAGCCACGCUGUAACUGCUGUUGAAUCCGUACAGAAACAUAUCACACCUAAGGUCAACAUGGAUAUCUGUAUCGACAACCAUUAUCAAUCUAAAAUAUAUACCACACUCUCGAGCGUCUCGGGACAUGUGAAAGUGCAUGCCUCCCACGACGUACCAUUCGACAAAGUGCAAAUCCUGUUUCUAGGGACUAGCAGGACUCGAGUUGAUGCUAUCAACAUACCUCGGGCAACCUCUCACACGUUUCUGAAGCUGUUGAUGCCUGUUCCGGAGUCUCACUAUCCGGAAACACGAUGCUUCCAAGCAGGCACCACUUAUACGAUCCCUUUUAAUUUCGUCGUCCCUCAAUACCUUACUCUCAAUGCGUGUAGCCAUCGCAUUCCCAACGACGCGUUGAAGGACGCUCACUUGCGACUCCCACCUUCCAUUGGAGAUUGGGACAAGGAUGACUUCACGCCACACAUGUCGCGCAUCACAUAUUCAGUGCGAGCAAGGGUAUACCAAAAGAAUGCCGAUGGCAAAAACGCCAAGGCAGUAGAGGCGUCACAGGACAUCAAGGUGAUCCCAAUGGUGGCUGAAGAUGCGCCUCUCAAUAUCACUGAACAAGACAAGCUGUAUGCUAUGUCCAAAAGAAAGACAAUCAGAAAGUCGAUUCUCUCUCCGAAGCUCGGAAAGUUGACUGUGUCCGCGAAUCAACCAGCACCCGUCAUGAUCAGCUCAGAUGGACACUCUACCACCCCGACGACUGCACAGGUGAACUUGGUUUUCGAGCCUACAUCCAGCGAAUCGCAACCACCCAAAGUUGUAGGCAUUACUUCCAAGGUAACUGCAGUAACUUACUAUAGCGCCGCUGGUAUCAACCAAUAUCCCAAUCUCAAAGAUUGGGCUCGUUCGUAUAGUGCCGAUGGUCGCGGUGCUUAUUCGAGCUCUAUUGCGUUGCCUGCAACGCCUGUUGAGAAAGUUUCUUGGAAACCGCAUGUUACGGAACAGGGGAGGCGGGAUUCUGGUUACGGCUCUGAUCUUCAUUCCGACUCGGAACAUUCAGCCAGUGGGCGACAAAGCCUGGACAGCCGUACACGUAACAACAAGACCAUCCCCUAUUACUACGGAAUGCAGGUCCGGGUUCCAGUACAGCUACCAGAUGAUAAGAAGCAAUUCGUUCCAACUUUUCACUCGUGUAUAUCAUCGCGAGUGUACGUUUUGUGGAUGACAGUGACGUUAUCAGCACUGGCAGGCACCAGCUCCGUUGUCACCCUGGGCGUGCCGCUGCAGAUCGGUGUUGGUUCUCGGGGAGGUGGACGAGUUGAUGCCACAGGUUUACCAACUUUUGAGGCUGCUAUGGAGGAUGCCGCUCUCGAGGUUGACGCCUACCUGCAACCUCGAACACUGUGCAUGCCAGAUAUUGAAUUCUGUAGCCGCUUGCCUGGCUAUUCAGAGCGUGUAGGCAGUCGAGCGGCUCAGCCAGUAUAGAAUCGCAUGGUCAUCCAUCGGCUUACCACAACGGCCAAGCAGACGGCUUCGCCUCCAAACCAGAAGCGGCCAACUUAGUGCUAUAACUAUUAUGGCAUCAUCUCUUUGCUUUUGACUUUGCCCAUUUCACGAUUUCCUCUUUUCGGUUGCACACGCUUACAAACGUUCUCCUUUUUGCUUGGCAUUGGCGCAGGCGGGAUAUGCUGCUUCAGUGGUGCUCACUUUGUUUUAACGGAUAAAAAAGCUAUGUACGCGACAUUCAGACACAUCUCAGAUGAUACCCACGAGGCGCUCAGUGGAACUGUCGUCUCGCCUACGUCCCUUCUUUCUUCCUAUACUUCUACAUUUGUUUUUGGGCGGGAGAUAGCAAUGAGGCGGAAGCGUCUACCUAUCGGGUGAGGACAGAUAGUAUGUCCUCCCCAACGUGCGAUAAUAGAUGGAAAUUCCUGCUAGCACGUUAUAAUAUGGAUAAUGAAUACAAAACAACAUAAUUAAUCGAGAUAGAAA
Xylaria bambusicola is the source of this 2429-nucleotide messenger RNA. Its product is annotated as arrestin. Lineage: Eukaryota; Fungi; Ascomycota; Sordariomycetes; Xylariales; Xylariaceae. Bases 432 to 1922 code for a protein of 496 amino acids. The record is from RefSeq and is a predicted model, not a curated record. The transcript has a single exon.